AUGGAUGUCAGUCUAUCGCGGACCACCGGCUCUGUGGUAUUACAAGUUGGAGCUCUGGAGCUAUUGGCGAGAUACUCCAUGAACUCUGGCCGGGCUACGAGUGUGCUGUCUUCUAUAUACGAGUUCCGAAGUCAAGAGGUGGAACAGGCGGGUGGAAAACAAUGGAACUGGAAGUAUUUAAGGGAUCAGUUCUAUCAAAAGGAUUUGGAAGGAUUAUACAGAAAGUACGACAACAAGUUAAGGGAGACACUGAUUUAUAUAUAUGUAUCCCUUCUUGUAUUCUUUUCUACCAUUCACAUAACUUCUGUGCUAGUAAGCACUUAUUAUAAGAGUUUAGAAUGGAAAUCGACGUACCUAUCAGUUGCGAUGUACUUAUUGCGUAUUGGAAUACCUAUAAUACUAUUAUGUAAAAGUAUUUACAUUCCUCUGAAGGAGCGGUGGUAUUUAGUACCAAUAGUUACAACUGUCAUUCUUACGGUGGAUUUAGUUCUUUCAGAUAUAACAGUGUCAAUUGUCUCCGCUAAUGAGAAUACAUACCUCCGACCUGCGUACGUCACCGUAGCCUUACUGGCUGUGUAUAUUUUUCUACCAAUGAGAAAUAACUUUUUUGCUAUAACUUUGGGGGUCAUCGUGAGUGCAUCGUACGCCUUUGUUAUAGCUUUCAUCUCUUAUUAUAACAACCCACAAAGAGAGGUAAUGGUAAGGAUAGCAUCUUACAUAAUAUACCUCAUCGGAGUUAAUAUCAUGGGCAUUUACUUCCGGUUGAUGAAUGAAAUUAUAACUAGGAGGUCUUUUUUGGAUAGACGAGCUUGUGUUGAAAGCACUUUGCGGCUGAAAUUCGUUAAGGAGCAAGAGGAGCGUCUCAUGCUUAGCAUUCUACCAGAACACAUCAUGUCCAAAGUACGACAGGAUAUAAGAAAUAUGUUUCUGAAUAUUCGCUCACACAGUUAUAGCCACCAUAUGAAAUCCUUCAGCCAAUUAUACGUUGAAGAGCAUGACAACGUGAGUAUAUUGUACGCUGACGUUGUGAACUAUACACAAAUAUCUACCACAUUAUCUCCUUUGAGGAUGGUUGAGUUAUUAAAUGAGCUUUUUGGAAGAUUUGACGAAGCCUCCGAAGAACAUGAUGUUCUAAGAAUCAAGUUCUUAGGUGACUGCUAUUAUUGCGUCAGUGGUAUACCCAAGCCAACAGCGCAACAUGCGAAGAACUGCGUUGAUUUGGGACUUGAAAUGAUCCACAUAAUUAAGGACGUCAGAGAAAAACGUUCAUUAAACAUUGACAUGAGAAUCGGCGUACACUCAGGAAAGAUUUUGUGUGGCCUCAUUGGAAUAAGGAAAUGGCAGUUCGAUAUUUGGUCAAAAGAUGUCACUAUUGCUAAUAAAAUGGAAUCAACAGGAAAAGCUGGAAAAGUACACAUCACAAAACAAACUCUGGAAUUGCUGUUGGACUUCGCACGGGAAUACAUAAUUGAACCAAAUUUUGAAUCUCAAAAUGAUCAAUUUAUUAUGAAUAAUAGAAUAGAAACAUAUUUAAUUUCGAGACCACCGAGGCCAAUGGCUGACUAUAAACCAUUUCGACGAGCAUCUGUGGGACUCAAUAAGAUAAUUAACCCGCGCUCGAGACAUAGACGAUCGGAAAAUAGAAACUAUCGCAGAACGACCGCUUUUAUGGAUGAAAAUUUGGUGGAAUAUCAGCAAAUGUUGAAAGCGGCUGAUGCGCAAAUGGCUAAGGAAAUAGAAGACAUGACAAGCGGAAAAGAACACUUCAAGCAGGAAUCAAAAUUAAAUAGAUUCACACUUAUGUACAAGAGUAUAACACUAGAGAAAUCUUACCUUCUAUUACCAGAUCCUCUGUUCAAGUAUUACAUAACAUGCUGCCUAGUUAUAUUUUUAUUAAUCACAACUGUCAACAUACUAACAACGAGUUGGUCAGAAGAGUUUGAGUGGUACGUCUGGAUUCCCUUUGCAAUUUUAAUAUUAAUCUUAAUGAUACUCCAACCCCUCACAUGGUUCCAAUUUUUUUGGACGAAAUACAGAGGAAUCAACGAGCCCAAAGGGCAGUUUCUACGCUACAUCUAUGAUUUAUCAGUUAUGAUAAUUAAAUCUACAAAAGUUAGAACUGCUAUUUACAUGGUGAUCAGCUUAGGCUUGGCGAUCACGUCCAUUCUUAAGGUCCUUGGGUGUAAGGAAGAACCAGCCGAAAUUCAAACGCAUUGCGUUUCCUCGUGGCACGUGACACAAUGUUGGGGUUUGGCUCUUCUCCUGAACUUCAUCUUCAGCCGUGUCUUCUUCAUGUUCAAAUGGGUAGUAGCUGGUGGAAUGACAAUUUUUUACUUGUUCGUAAUAUGGGAGAUGAAAGGUGCCUACUUUUCCACUGGAAUUACAUGGAACGUUGGCCUAGAUCCUCGAAUCUCUCAGAGUCUAGCUGUGCUUUUUAUCACAAUAACCUUGUAUUGGAUCGAUAGGAGCACUGAAUAUAGACAUCGUUUAGACCACCUGUGGCAGAAACAAUUAACCGAAGAACAAGAAGAAGCGGAGACAAUGUUAAAAGUUAAUAAUAUGCUUUUGGAAAAUAUUUUACCCGCUCAUGUAGUGCAAGUUUAUUUAGAUUUAAAUCGACCCAUAGAUGAAUUAUACUAUGAAAAAUACGAUAAUGUCGCAGUUAUGUUUGCGUCCCUUACUGAUUACAAAUUAGGCAUUGAGAGUGAUACGGACCUAAGUGAUAAGCUUAUUUUAAGUAUACUUGAUGAAGUUAUAUCAGAUUUUGAUCGGCUUUUAUUAAUGGGUUCAUCGCUGUAUAAAGUAGAAAAAAUAAAGGUCGCCGGCUGGACGUAUAUGGCGGCGUGUGGAUUGGACCCAAAUAGAAGGGGAUCGUUUGACACAUCAUCUUACUGCUCAGUUGGAGAUAGGAACCAAAAUAAUCUAUAUAAUAGAGCAAUCGUCGUUACAAUGGUUGAAUUCGCAGCUGCGAUGAUGAUGCAAUUGCAGAACUUUAAUCGCGGCUCAUUUCAAAGUUUUGAAGGGCUUAACCUUCGUAUUGGGAUUUCUAAUGGCGAGGUCGCAGCAGGCGUAGUAGGUUCCCUAAAACCACUGUAUGAUAUCUGGGGAAAUGCCGUAAACUUAGCCUCACGAAUGGAUUCAACUGGUGAAACAGGACGAAUACAGGUAACUGAAAACACUGCAUUUAUUUUGGACGAAUGUGGAAUUCUUACUACGUACCGAGGAGAAACUUUUGUUAAAGGCGCGGGUUAUAUAAAAACAUAUUAUGUUCCUUUGGAUGAAAAUUUCCACCUCGUCAAGAAAGAACAAAGUCAAAGUUUCUUUAAAAAACAACGAGCUAACGGUUACUAUAGUGCUAGAAACUCUAAACUUUCGGAUACCUCAAUAGACUCAUUUGAAACGGAAUCACAUCAUUCUAUGAACAUUGGUGAACUUUCAACAGAUUUUAGUGACCAUAAUGAAGACGAUACAGAUAAUAUCUAUGAAAAUGAUCAUAUUGAUGAUAUCAAAGUCAUGGGAACACACACACCGCGUAACCAUUUAAGCGACACAUCUUCAGAAUUUGACAAUAAUAGCAUAAUAGAGACACCAUGUUAA
This is a messenger RNA of Pieris macdunnoughi, 3597 nucleotides long. The record is from the annotation of a GenBank genome assembly. NCBI's taxonomy places the organism in Eukaryota, Metazoa, Arthropoda, Insecta, Lepidoptera, Pieridae.